Hypoxylon trugodes is the source of this 822-nucleotide messenger RNA. RefSeq lists its product as uncharacterized. NCBI's taxonomy places the organism in Eukaryota, Fungi, Ascomycota, Sordariomycetes, Xylariales, Hypoxylaceae. Bases 116 to 376 code for a protein of 86 amino acids. The transcript has a single exon. The record is from RefSeq and is a predicted model, not a curated record.
AUUCAUUCGUCACCUGCUCACAACAGAGACAUACAGAAACACCACCUACGUCACUAAUAUAAAUGAGGUAUGUGUAUGAUUCUCGUGAUUGUCUAUCCGACGAUGUCACCCUCCGAUGAGAUCCCAUGAGUUAUGUUUCUCCCUUUUUCUCUCAUCCAUUGUGUUAUUGCAUCGUUGUACGCAUAAGAUAGGAGGCCAGGAUGGGAAAAAUAAAAGUCUUUUACUUGCAGGUUUUUCGAGACGGAUCCAACAUUCGGGGCUUCAGCCACAAAAGCGAACUGGCAAAUGGCGUCAACUCGACAAGGCGCAAUACAAUUCACUAUAUCAAUAUCAACUAUACAAGUAUUUAUGUACUUAUAACCUGUCAGCCCAAUAGGCUACGCUACAAAGUCAGCACAGAGAUGAGAAUAAGACGAGCAAGUUGGCAAAACUGCACCACCAGCCAUCAUUCCUUAUAAUCUUGAUUCUAUCCCACGAUAUCUUGAAAAUAUCAAGUAUUAAUGGGUAUCAUCAAAACGGCUAUUAUUAUGCACCCAAUGCAAAAUUUUAAACACUUUAUUAAAGAAUACGAAUAGUUACAUACGGCAAUGUCCACGGUAUAAUUGUACUGUAUGCUACUGUAUGCAUGCAUUAGGGGCAUUAGGGGUACCGCCUGAACGGCUUUGUUCGUUGGCGUCCUCAGCUCCUAUUAGCUUGAAACUACGCCCCAUAUUUUCCCCCAGGGCCUUACGUGUACGUGAGUACAAAUUUGACAAAUUUACUCUAUGGGUUGUUUGUAUCGUAUAGUUCGGCGCAUACUAUUCCUAUCAAGUCAAAUCAAAU